UCUUUAAUUUAUGCAUAUAAAAUUCUUUAAAUUCUUAGCCAAAACCCAUUCAAAGGUAGUCCUUUGAGCAAGAGGAAGAGACCGAUAACUAGUAAUUUUCAUGUGAGUUUCAGGCAAAUUAAAGAAGAUGGAGACAUGGAAAUGUUUUUUGUUGAUGACGAUGAUGAUGAUCGGCAGAGGAGAGGGACAACUAGUUGAGAAUUUCUACAGCUUUUCUUGUCCGAACGUGGAGGCUAUAGUGAAGCUAGCAGUAUCGGCCAAGUUCAGCCAGACUUUCACCACAAUUCCGGGAACUCUCCGUCUGUUUUUUCAUGAUUGUUUUGUUACGGGCUGUGAUGCGUCAGUUAUGAUCUCAUCGCCAAAUGGAGAUGCAGAAAAAGACGCCGAUGAUAAUGUGUCUCUGGCAGGAGAUGGUUUCGACACCAUUGUCAAAGCGAAGCAAGCAGUUGAAGCACAAUGUCCCCAAGUUGUUUCUUGCGCUGACAUUAUGGCUCUUGCUGCCAGAGAUGUUGUAGUCUUGGCCGGAGGUCCUUCAUUUCCAGUAGAAUUGGGGCGUCGCGACAGCUUAACUUCUCAAGCAUCAACGGUGGCAAAAAAUUUACCAGAUCCAGACUCAACUCUUUCUCAACUAAACACAAUUUUUGCUAAAAAUAACCUUACACAAAUCGACAUGAUCGCACUUUCAGGAGCUCAUACAUUAGGUUUCUCGCACUGCAAUCGCUUCGCAAAUCGCCUUUACUCGUUCUCUCCGACAUCCGCGGUUGAUCCUGCGCUUGAUCCGGACUAUGCACAGCAACUGAUGGCUUCUUGCCCUAAAAAUGUCGACCCGGAAAUUGCUAUAGAUAUGGACCCCGUAACACCGAGAAAAUUUGAUAAUGUGUACUAUCAGAAUUUAGUUGCUGGCAAGGGUUUGUUUACGUCGGAUGAUGUGUUAUUUACUGAUCCGUCUUCGAAAUCGACAGUCAUUGAUUUUGCGAAUGGGGAAGGAGUUUUUAAUGCGGCUUUUACGACCGCGAUGAGAAAGCUUGGUAGAGUGGGAGUUAAGACCGGUGAACAAGGAAAAAUAAGAACAGAUUGUAUGAUUCUUUGAUUAAUUUGUUUUUAUCAAUUUUUAUGGUUGCGGUCGGUUCAUUUUAUUUGCGACAUGAGAAUAAAUGUUUAAUAUUUGUUGCUUGAAAGUGUAAUUGAAGUAAUAAUAAAGCCUGAAUUGUUUUCUAAA
This is a messenger RNA of Mercurialis annua (annual mercury), 1219 nucleotides long. RefSeq names its product peroxidase 55. Gene Ontology annotation, biological process: response to oxidative stress; hydrogen peroxide catabolic process. The coding region runs from base 128 to 1090 and encodes 320 amino acids. Lineage: Eukaryota; Viridiplantae; Streptophyta; Magnoliopsida; Malpighiales; Euphorbiaceae. The record is from RefSeq and is a predicted model, not a curated record. Gene Ontology annotation, molecular function: heme binding; peroxidase activity. The transcript has 4 exons.